Molecule: messenger RNA, 1098 nt
Organism: Henningerozyma blattae CBS 6284
Lineage: Eukaryota; Fungi; Ascomycota; Saccharomycetes; Saccharomycetales; Saccharomycetaceae
Gene: IDH1
Product: isocitrate dehydrogenase (NAD(+)) IDH1
Exons: 1
Coding region: 1-1098 (365 amino acids)
Biological process (GO): isocitrate metabolic process; tricarboxylic acid cycle
Cellular component (GO): mitochondrion
Molecular function (GO): NAD binding; magnesium ion binding; isocitrate dehydrogenase (NAD+) activity
Source: RefSeq, a predicted model, not a curated record
AUGUUUAAGACAGUAUUGGCCAAAAGAGGUUUAGCUACCGUUCCAGCAACAGGAUUUAGGGGUUUUUUAAACCCAUUACCAAAAGAAUACGGUGGUAGAUAUACAGUCACUUUGAUUCCAGGUGAUGGUGUUGGUAAGGAAGUUACCGACUCAGUUGUCUCCAUCUUCAAUGCAGAAAAUUUGCCGAUCGAUUGGGAAAGAGUGGAUAUUUCAGGUUUGGACCAUGAAGAAGGUGUCGAAGCUGCAGUCAAUUCUUUAAAAAGAAACAAAAUUGGUUUAAAAGGUAUAUGGCAUACAUCUGCCGGUCAAUCUGACCAUGGUUCUUUGAACGUCGCAUUAAGAAAACAGUUGGACAUUUACGCCAAUGUGGCUCAUUUCAAGACUUUACCUGGUGUUAAGACCAGAAUCCCAGAUGUCGAUUUGGUCAUUAUUAGAGAAAACACAGAAGGUGAGUACUCUGGUUUAGAACAUGAAUCUGUUCCAGGUGUGGUUGAAUCUUUAAAGAUUAUUACCAAGGAAAAAUCCGAAAGAAUUGCCAGAUUUGCAUUUGAUUUUGCCAAGAGAUUUGACAGAAAGUUAGUUACUGCUGUUCAUAAGGCUAAUAUCAUGAAAUUAGGUGAUGGUCUCUUUAGAAAUUCCGUAACUUCUAUUGGUGAAACUGAAUAUCCAGAUAUCAAAGUAUCCUCUAUUAUUGUAGACAAUGCUUCUAUGCAAUCUGUUGCUAAACCACACCAAUUUGAUGUCUUGGUAACACCAUCUAUGUAUGGUACUAUAUUAGGUAACAUCGGUGCUGCAUUAAUAGGUGGUCCAGGUUUAGUCCCAGGUGCUAACUACGGUACAGAAUGCGCAGUUUUUGAACCAGGUUCCAGACAUGUAGGUUUGGAUAUUAAGGGUCAAAACGUUGCUAACCCAACUGCAAUGAUUUUGUCUUCAACUUUAUUAUUAAAACAUUUGGGUUUGAAUAACGAAGCUAAGAAAAUCGAAGAUGCUGUUUACAAGACUAUUGCUGAAGGUAAGGUUACCACAAGAGAUAUUGGUGGCUCUGCAUCAACCACAGAAUUCACAAAUGAAAUCAUUAAGAAGUUAGCUUCUGCUUGA